Rosa rugosa (rugosa rose) is the source of this 2095-nucleotide messenger RNA. RefSeq names its product putative pentatricopeptide repeat-containing protein At1g12700, mitochondrial. Bases 164 to 1966 code for a protein of 600 amino acids. NCBI's taxonomy places the organism in Eukaryota, Viridiplantae, Streptophyta, Magnoliopsida, Rosales, Rosaceae. Gene Ontology annotation, molecular function: protein binding. The transcript has a single exon. The record is from RefSeq and is a predicted model, not a curated record.
UAGUUGUUUUUGUUUUUUUUUGUCUGAGCUUAGUUUAGUUGAGCUGCUAGGUGAGUGUGUCUUAGAUUUUUAAAGAAGAAUCGAAGAAAAGAAAAAAGAAAGAAGUGAUACAUUACAUUUGGGUACUGACGAGUAUAUCUCUCUUUCUAUUUCAGACUUCAGAAUGAUACGGAGCACUGCUUCUUCUUGCUAUGGCAACAGAGGUCUUCACUCUUCUACUCUUGUUUUUUUCUUCACUAAUAACUUAGCCUCGUUUCAUUCGCGACCCUCAAAACCCAUCAAUCUUAGAAUCACUACCCAACUAGAGCAGCAUUUUAGAGACCCGCCCAUGCUCAAAGUCUCUAAUGUUAAGGAUGCCUUGAAGCUGUUCGAUGAAAUGCUUCAAAGGCACCCUCUUCCUUCCAUUGUCCGUUUCAAUCAAAUGUUGGGUCAACUCGUGAAAAUGAAGCACUGUUUGGAAGUUAUUGGUUUGUAUAAACAAAUGGGUUUGAGGAGAAUCCAUCCUGAUAUUUAUACUCUAACGAUCAUCAUUAACUGCUAUUGUCAUUUGAACCAAAUGGGGUUUGGUUUAUCUGUCUUUGGUCACUUCUUCAAAUGUGGAUUCGAACCAAAUGUCACCACCCUCAAUACUCUCAUCAAGGGCUUUCUUCUUGCGGGUAGAGUUGCUGAAGCAACAGCAAUUUUCAGAAGAAUGGUGGAGGGAGAGUAUUGUAAGCCCGAUGUGGUCACCUUCAACACACUAACAAAGGGCUUGUGCCUCAAGGGCAACAAUAAUGGAGCUCUUCAAUUGCUUAGGAAGAUGGAACUAUCUCCAGACUGUAAGCCUGAUGUAGUUUCUUAUAACACCAUCAUUGACAGCCUUUGUAAGGAUGCACAAAUUGUUGAUGCAAUGAACCUCUUCUCUGAAAUGCUCGGUAAGGGUAUCACCACAGACGUCUUUACCUAUACCUCUUUAAUUCAUGGAGUUUGCAGAUUAGGCCAGUGGAAACAAGCUAUGAGGUUGUUGAAUGAAAUGGUCAGUAAAAAGAUCUUUCCAAAUGUGCACACCUACACCGUCCUGGUAGAUGCACUUUGUAAGGAGGGGAUGGCAGUGGAAGCAAAAGGCGUGAUUGAGAUGAUGGUUGAAAGAGAUCUUGAACCUAAUGCAGUUACAUACAGUGCACUUAUGGAUGGAUACUGUUUGAGAGGCGACAUGGGAGAGGCAAGAGAAGUCUUCAAUCUAAUGGUUAGGAAGGGCUCAAUGGUCAAUGCUUAUAGUUAUAACAUAUUGAUAAACGGGUAUUGUAGGCAUAAAAAGAUCGAAAAUGCCGUGACUCUUUUCCAGGAAAUGUCUUGUAAGGGACUGGUGCCGGAUACCAUUAUUUAUACCACUCUUAUAGAUGGUUUUUGCAAAGUGGGGAGAAUACAAGAUGCCAGAAAGUUGUUCUCUAGGAUGCAAGGUUGUGGCCAACUUCCAGAUGUUCAAACUUAUGCUGUUUUACUGGAUGGCUUAUGCAAAAACCAACAACUUGAUAUGGCUAUAGAAUUGUUUAGAGAAAUGGGAGACAAGAAGGUGGAGCCAAAUAUUGUAGUUUACAAUAUUCUUAUCGAAGGUUUGUGCAUAGCUGGGAAACUUGAAUCUGCUAGAGACCUCUUCUUCAGUUUAUCAUCGAAGGGACUUCCACCUCAGGUGAGAACGUAUAACAUAAUGAUUGGUGGACUUUCUGAUGGGGGCCUAAUUGGUGAAGCAGAAACAUUGCUUGGAGGUAUGGAAGAAAAAGGCUGUUCUCCAAACGAUUGUACGUAUAAUACAAUUAUCCGAGGGUUUAUCAAUAACAAUGAGAUACCAAGAGCUAUCAGACUCAUUCAAGAAAUGGUGGAGAGUGGAUUAUCUGCAGAUGCAUCAACUAUGGAAUUGAUUGUUGAUCUAUUGUCUAGAGAUAAUGUAGAUACUGCUUUGUUGGCUUUCUUUAAAAAAUCAUUAUGAAGUUAUUUAGAAUCUAACAGAACUUUUACAGUAUCAUAAGAAAAUUCAAAAUUGUUGAAUCUUGUUCUCUUCUGGUACAAAAAAUGCUGCAUCUUUGAAAACCUUGGAUGUAUAAGUGCUAUUUAUUUA